Trichoplusia ni (cabbage looper) is the source of this 1480-nucleotide messenger RNA. RefSeq names its product protein ALP1-like. Bases 23 to 997 code for a protein of 324 amino acids. The transcript is spliced from 4 exons. The record is from RefSeq and is a predicted model, not a curated record. NCBI's taxonomy places the organism in Eukaryota, Metazoa, Arthropoda, Insecta, Lepidoptera, Noctuidae.
UCCUCACGUUGAUUUGGAAGCGAUGGACGUGAACAGUCUUGCUAUACUAUACUGGUAUUAUCGCCGUCAGCGUCGUAGAAAAAGAUUGUGGUUAAACCCAAUAGUACAAAGAAGAUCAACAGUUGGUGCCUUUACAACUCUAAUGCAGCAGUUAAGAAAUGAUCCACAAAUUUUUUUUAACUACUUUAGAAUGACUAUACCUACAUUUGAUAAUCUUUUGAAAAAAGUGGAAAAAGAUUUGAAAAAGCGUGAUACAAAUAUGAGGAAAAGCAUUAGACCAGAAGAAAAAUUAGCGAUAUGUAUAAGGUACUUGGCAUCUGGGUGUUCAUUCAUGGAAUUACAUUAUACAUACCGAGUGGGAGUCUCAACAAUUAACUCAAUAAUAGUAGAAGUAACAAAUGUCAUUUGGAAUAAUUUGCAUCAAGAGUUUAUGAAGUUGCCCGACACAAAAUAUGAGUGGGAACAAAUUGCUGACGCAUUUAAUACUAAAGCUAAUUUUCCUCAUUGCAUUGGUGCAGUUGAUGGGAAGCACAUAAGAUUGAAGAAAUCAAAUCAAAGCGGUUCUAUGUACAUUAAUUACAAGAAUUUUUUUUCCAUUGUAUUGCUAGCGGUAGUGGAUUCAAACUAUAGAUUCAUCUAUAUCAGCGUAGGCUCUUAUGGCAAAGAAUGUGACUCCUCUAUAUUCAAAGAAUGUACUUUCUGGAAAAGAUUAAAUGAUGGCAGUUUAGAUUUACCAGAAGCUCGUCCUCUCUCUACAGGUUUGGAAUCACGUGUUCCAUUUGUGAUAGUGGGUGAUGAAGGAUUUGGUUUGCAUUACAAUCUAUUGAGACCCUAUGGAGGAACUCAUUUAGAUAAAAAUAAAAGGAUAUUUAACUAUCGAUUAACAAGAGCCAGACGUUAUGUGGAGUGCGCAUUCGGAAUAUUGGCAAAUAAAUGGCGAAUAUUUCAUCGUCCACUGUUUCCACGUAAACACCAGUACAGCUACCUCGAUAGUUAAAACUUGCGCUGUGCUUCAUAACUAUAUCAUGCACAACAAUGAAAUGUCAUAUGCAAACAUUGACAGCAACGAUUCAACGAUAUCUCUGGAAAAUGUACGUAAUGAGCAAAAUACGCGAGGUGGACGCUGUGCUAACACAAUACGAACAGAGUUCACAAAUUAUUUUGUUUCUGAAGUGGGAGCUGUACCGUGGCAAGAUGAUGUAAUAUAAACGAAAUAAAUAAAAACUUACCAUAGCUUUGUCGUUCUUUUUCCUCCAUUUCUUGAAAGUCUUCUCUCAAAACAGUACAAACUUCGCGCCAUGCUGCAGUUCGCAAGUUGGUAUCUUUAUAAUUUUCCAGAGUUUUAUCCCAUAUUAUAGGCUUACUUUCAAUUAGUGUAAUAAGAAGUUCGAGGUCAAUAUUUGUUUUCGUCAUUUUUCGACAAAACACAACCUUCCUCGGCGCUGCGCAAAUUAAGACAGCGCGAGCGGAGCGCUACACA